Molecule: messenger RNA, 1389 nt
Organism: Synchytrium microbalum
Lineage: Eukaryota; Fungi; Chytridiomycota; Chytridiomycetes; Synchytriales; Synchytriaceae
Exons: 8
Coding region: 1-1389 (462 amino acids)
Biological process (GO): proteolysis
Molecular function (GO): aspartic-type endopeptidase activity
Source: RefSeq, a predicted model, not a curated record
AUGGUCAAAGGUCUGUACCUACUAAUAUGUGCGUUUCUGCUGAUAUGUCAGUCCUCAGCAAAAAUGCCUAAGGGGAGAAUUGGUACUAUAUCGAAUGCCUCGAAUAUAAAUCAUCAUAAACGCAGCGAAUCUGGCGACUUUAUCACAAUACCGCUGUACAAGCGUGAAGUGGAUUAUAUACGCUUACGAGCACGUCAAGCGCAAACUGGGGUGUCUAACUUGGGAUCUGAUAUGAGGCUGGUGCUGUUCUCUUACUUUGGAAACGUAAACUUUGGCAGUCCUGCACAGACCUUUACUGUGUUGUUCGAUACAGGUUCUAGUGUAGCAUGGAUUCGAUCGAAAAUGUGCGCUUUCUGCACCGGCAAGAGAUACGAUGCUCAACAAUCUCUAACCAGCUUUGCAUCAUCGACUAAGACUGGACCAAUUAGCUACGCCGAUGGUACACAAGUAAACGGGAUCAGCACAAAGGACACUGUGUCCAUUGCGGGGCUAUCUGUAAACCAAUUCUCGUUCGUGGAAGCGACUAACAUGACGAAUUUUCAACCUGAUGAUCCUACGGAUGGCAUCAUGGGAUUUUCGUUACCUAUAGCUUCCACAUCGACUUGGUUUAGUUCAUUGGUAGCUCAGAAACGUGUUGCGGCUCCGAUCUUUAGUUACUGGAUUGAUAAUACUUCGAAUAAUGGACAGCUUAUUCUGGGUGGUGUUGAUCCAACUAAAUACAUUGGAAAUAUCAGUACUCUUCCUGUAUCGACUACUACAGCACCAGCUCAAUUUUGGUCAAAUCUCUUGACCAGCAUAUCAGUAGGCAACAGCACCACUAAAACCAACACCACCAAGGCCAAAACCACCACUAAAAGCAAUAAACUAAACACGCCCACGCCCAUCUCACUGCAGCAACCAAUAACCGUAGUAUUCGACACUGGCACAUCCUUCAUUAUCCUACCAUCAGACAUCGCAACCCAAAUCCACUCCCAAAUCCCAGGCUCCAACCCAUCAAACACACAAGGAGGUGGCUACGCCCUCUGGAGCGUCCCCUGCGACCAAAUAAACAAUCUCCCACCCAUAUCAUUCACAUUCGCCAACCAAGUAACCAUGGUUACAAACGGUAACGAUUACGCAUACACGCUGCCCAAUGACGGAACAUGUAUGAGUGGUAUUGCUGGUGUGAAUCUUGGGAAUGCGAUUGGCGGGUUGAUGGGGAAUGUGUUUUUGAGGUCAUUUUAUACGGUUUGGGAUAUACAGCAAAGGACUGUAGGGUUUGCUGUUGCGAAUAGGACUGCUACGGGGCAGAAUACGAUCAAGGUUUCGACGAGUGCGGGGAGGAAGUUGGGAGUUGGGGGACUGAUGGUUGGGUUGUUGGGAAUUGUGGUUGGAGGUGUUGUGCUAUGA